Acanthamoeba castellanii str. Neff is the source of this 1491-nucleotide messenger RNA. Its product is annotated as transporter, major facilitator superfamily superfamily protein. Gene Ontology annotation, molecular function: transmembrane transporter activity. Gene Ontology annotation, cellular component: membrane. The record is from RefSeq and is a predicted model, not a curated record. Bases 1 to 1491 code for a protein of 496 amino acids. The transcript is spliced from 6 exons. NCBI's taxonomy places the organism in Eukaryota, Discosea, Longamoebia, Acanthamoebidae. Gene Ontology annotation, biological process: transmembrane transport.
AUGCAGCUGCGCCGCACAGACGACGCGAAUGCGAAGGAUGGGGAGUGGGGCGAGGAGGUGGCCGCGGGUGAGGAAGAGGAAGAAGAGGAUUACGAGGGCGACGUGGAUUUCGGCGCGCGUGAGGGCGUCAUGCGACCAGCCACCGGGGACACCGCGCUCGAGUUCGACUGGAAGAGCGCCCUCCACAAGGCCGGCGUCUCCGGCGUCGGCUUCCUCUCCGACGCCUAUGACCUGUACGCCUGCGGCUGGAUCUCGUCCGCCGUGCUCGUCGGCGCCCUCUUCGGGCAGAUUGGCUUCGGCUUUAUCGCCGACAAGAUCGGGCGCAAGAAGGGAUUCGUGGCGACGCUGUCGCUGGUCAUCCUGGGCACGCUGGCCAGCGCGCUGGCCUUCCCCGUGGGGCCGAUCUCCAUCGCGGCCGUGCUGGCCGUGCUGCGAUUCGUGCUGGGCAUCGGCAUCGGCGGCGAGUACCCGCUCUCCGCCACCAUCACCGCCGAGUCGGCGGAGACGAGCUCGCGAGGCAGGCUUACGGCGGCAGUGUUCUCGAUGCAGGGCGUGGGCGCGCUCACGGCCGCCGUGGUCUCCUGGGCCGCCCUCCAGCUCCUGUCGGACCUCGACCUCGCCUGGCGCGUGUGCAUCGCCUUCGGCGCCGUACCCGGCCUACUCACCUUCUACUUCCGGCUGACGAUGCACGAGACGCAGCGAUUCGAGAUAGCUGCGGCGCAGGGCGGCGGCGCUCCGGCGGCCAGCCGCUGGGCGCUGCUGCGGCGGUACUGGCGGCGGCUGGUGGGCACGGCAGGCACCUGGUUUCUGCUCGACAUCACCUUCUACGCCAACGGCCUCUUCUCCGCCCAGGUGCUCGAGAUGUCCGGCAUCGGCGGCAGCGGCUCGAAGAGCGGUCAGCCGCCCACGCUCGACGAGCUGAUCACCAUCAGCCGAUUCAACAUCAUUCUGGCGCUGGCCGCGGUGCCGGGCUACUGGACCGCCGUCUACCUCAUCGAGACCCGCCUCGGCCGCAAGUCCCUCCAGGUGCUGGGCUUUCUCCUCAUGGCCAUCCUCUACUGCGUCAUGGCGGUGGCCUUCGAGGGCAUCAAGUCCAUGUACGGCGUGUUCGUGACGCUCUACGCGCUGUCGUUCUUCUUCACCAACGCGGGACCCAACACGACGACGUACGUGCUCGCGGCGGAGAGCUUCCCGACCGAGGUGCGCGCCACGCUGCACGGCAUCUCGGCCGCCGCCGGCAAGCUCGGCGCCGCCCUCGGCGCAGUGGUGAUGGCGAACGUGCUGGAGGCGUGGGGCCUGCGGGUGGUGUUCCUGGUGUGCGGGGUGGUGGCGUCGCUGGGCGCCGUGGUGACGAUCGCGUGCAUCGACGAGACGGUGGGCAAGAGCCUCGAGCAGAUCAACGCCCCACCGGUCGAGAUCGAGCUCCAGCAGUUCUCCUCGGUCCCCACGCACAUCAUCGGCAGCGACGACGACGACGACGAUCAGCUCUGA